Messenger RNA from Eptesicus fuscus (big brown bat), 3533 nucleotides. Its product is annotated as zinc finger protein 234-like. The transcript has 8 exons. Gene Ontology annotation, molecular function: DNA-binding transcription activator activity, RNA polymerase II-specific; RNA polymerase II cis-regulatory region sequence-specific DNA binding. Gene Ontology annotation, biological process: regulation of transcription by RNA polymerase II. The coding region runs from base 116 to 2704 and encodes 862 amino acids. Gene Ontology annotation, cellular component: nucleus. The record is from RefSeq and is a predicted model, not a curated record. Lineage: Eukaryota; Metazoa; Chordata; Mammalia; Chiroptera; Vespertilionidae.
GGUGCCCAGGUUACCGUCCGCAUUCCCUGCUCCGGUGACGCUACCAGGCACAGGUCUGCCUGCCAGGACUCUCCAUAUCUCAGCCAGGAACCUACAUUUGCAGAAGAAGAAAAGAAUGACCACAUUUAAGGAGGAAGUGACGUUCAAGGACGUGGCUGUGGUCUUCACGGAAGAGGAGCUGGGGCUGCUGGACCCGUCCCAGAGGAAGCUGUACCGAGACGUGAUGCUGGAGAACUUCCGGAACCUGGUCUCAGUGGGAGGCAAGGUCCAAUAUGAGAUGGAGACUGUUCCAGAACCAGAACAACAUGAAGAACUUUCCUGCUGGCAAAUAUGGCAACAAAUUGCAAGUGACCUAAUCAGGAGUCAAGACUCCAUGAUCAAGAGUUCUCAGUUCCCUAACCAUAAUGAUUCAACCAGCCAGGUUGGGGCAGGACUAUCUAUAACUCACACAGGCCAGACACCUCACUGGGGAAAUGAAUGUAACAAAUUCUUUUGUGAUAUCUUCAACUUUGAUCUCCAUCAGCAAAUACACUCAGGAGAGAAGUCUCAUACAUGUGGUGAGUGUGGGAAAAGCUUCUUUUAUAGUUCAGCAUUCCGUAUUCAUCAGAGAGUUCACUUGGGAGAGAAAAGCUAUAAGUGUGAUAAGUGUGGUAAGGAAUUCAGUCAGAGCUCACGUCUGCAAACCCAUCAGCGAGUCCACACUGUAGAAAAACCAUUUAAAUGUGAGCAGUGUGGGAAAGGCUUCAGUCGUAGGGCCACACUUAGUGACCAUUGCAAAUUACACUCAGGAGAGAAACCUUAUAAGUGUGAGGAAUGUGGGAGGACCUUCCUUCAUGCUUACCAUCUUUACAACCACCAGAGAGUCCACACGGGGGAGAAACCGUUCAGAUGUGAUAUAUGUGGGAAGAACUUCCGUCAGAGGUCAGCACUUAAUAGCCAUUGUAACAUUCACACGGGACAGAAAUCGUACAAAUGUGACCAGUGUGGAAAGAGCUUCUACUCUAAGGCAGAUCUUUAUUACCAUCAGAGGAUCCACACAGAAGAGAAACCCUAUAGUUGUGAGGAAUGUGGGAAGAGCUACAGAUGGGCCUCGCAUCUUCUGGCCCACCAGCGAGUCCACAGUGGAGAAAAACCAUUCAGAUGUGAAGAGUGUGGGAAGAGCUUUGGUCGGAAAGCCUACCUCCAAGCUCACCUGAAAGUCCACACAAGAGAAAAGCCAUUCAAGUGUGAGGCGUGCGGGAAGGGCUACAAGACAAGCUUGGAUCUUGAAGUGCACCGGAGCAUCCACACAGGAGAGAAACCAUAUACAUGUAGUGAGUGUGGAAAAAACUUCUGUUACAGCUCAGCACUCCAUAUUCACCAGAGAGUUCACUUGGGAGAGAAACGCCAUAAGUGUGAUGCGUGUGGUAAGGAAUUCAGUCAGAGUUCACAUCUGCAAACGCAUCAGAACGUCCACACAGGAGAGAAACCUUUUAACUGUGAAAAAUGUGGAAGGGGCUUCAUUCAUGCUUCACAUCUUCAGGAACAUCAGAGAAUCCACACUGGGGAGAAACCAUUCAAAUGUGAUGUAUGUGGGAAGAACUUCCGUCGUAGGUCAGCACUUAAUAGCCAUUGUAUGGUCCACACGGGAGAGAAACCAUAUAAAUGUAAAGACUGUGGGAAAUGUUUCACUUGUAGUUCAAAUCUUCAUAUCCAUCGGAGAUUCCACACAGGAGAGAAACCAUAUAAAUGUGAGGAAUGUGGUAAGUGUUUCAUACAGCCUUCACAAUUCCAGGCCCAUCGGAGAAUCCACACUGGAGAGAAACCGUAUAUAUGUCAAGAGUGUGGUAAGGGCUUCAUUUACAGUUCAAUUCAUCUGGUGGUCCACACAGGAGAGAAACCCUAUAAAUGUGACAUAUGUGGGAAGGGCUUCCGUCAGAGUUCAUAUCUUCAAAUCCACCAGAAGGCCCACUGUGUAGAGAAACCUUAUAAGUGUGAAGAGUGCGGGCAGGGCUUCAAUCAGAGCUCACGACUUCAGGUUCACCAGCUGGUCCAUACUGGGGAGAAACCAUACAAAUGUGAAGAAUGCGGGAAAGGAUUCAGUCGUAGAGCAGAUCUUAAAAUCCAUUGUAGAAUCCACACAGGAGAGAAGCCAUAUAAUUGUGAGGAGUGUGGGAAGGUCUUCAGGCAGGCCUCACAUCUUCUGACCCAUCAGAGAGUCCACAGUGGGGAAAAGCCAUUCAGAUGUGAUGAGUGUGGGAAGAGCUUUGGUCGGAGUUCACACCUUCAAGCCCAUCAAAAAGUCCACACUGGAGAAAAGCCGUACAAAUGUGAGGAGUGUGGGAAGGGUUUUAAGUGGAGCUUGAAUCUUGACAUGCAUCAGAGGGUCCACACGGGAGAGAAACCAUAUAAGUGUGGGGAGUGUGGUAAGUACUUCAGUCAGGCCUCGAGUCUUCAGCUUCAUCAGAGUGUCCACACUGGAGAGAAACCAUACAAGUGUGAUGCGUGUGGCAAAGUCUUUAGUCGGUCUUCACAACUUCAGUAUCAUGGGCGAGUUCACACAGGGGAGAAACCUUACAAGUGUGAGAUGUGUGGUAAGAGCUUCAGUUGGAGAUCAAAUCUUGUAAGUCAUCACAAAAUUCAUGCUGGUGAUUCGCUUUACAAAGAUGAUGAGAGUGGUAAAAACAUCAAAGAAUUGUCAGAGGAAAGAAGUUCUCCAAAAUGAUGUUUUUAAAAACUCACAUGCAACCUGAAUUCUUAUCACCAGGUCUCACAGGAGAGAAAAUAGUUGUUUUAGUUUAGUCAGUGUUUAAGCAUUAGCUGAAAACAUCUCAGUUUUCAGCAGGUUAUGCAGCAAAGAACCCUUAUAAGUGGCACAAUAAACACUACAUUCAGAACUUUGACAUUUAUUAGAUGACACUUAGGAAAUGGUGCUUAGAAGGAAAAGAGUUUGGUCUGGCCUUUAACAAAAGUGCAGUGAUGUGCCUCAGUCUUUCUGCAAUGAGGGUUCAGGAAUCUGGAGAAGGGGCUGUGACAUAAAUGAAUAGAGACUAGACAUGAAAUAUAAAUUUGAAAGGCAUGGGGGAAAGCCAGGCAGAAACUUAGCUCUAGUGACUAAGCUCCCUGAAUCUCUAAACCCACAGCUUUUUAUUAACACAUUUUUCCCUUUAGCAAAGCAGAUACACAUAUCCAAGGCAAGGUUUGGUAAACAAUAAAGGAUUAUCAGGUUAGGGGAAUUGCCCUCAGCUGUUUGGCAGCAGGUAAUAAUAUGCAGAUCUUCAGCCCUGCUGAAGUUGUCCAUCAGCCUUCUGAUGAACUUCUCGCAUUUAUUAUGCUAACUACUGUCUUUAGCCUCCAGCAGUGAUGGGCAUACCAGAAUUUCUGCCCAGUAAAGUGUAAGCUCCAUGAGGGCAGGGACUUUGCUGUCACGUCUGCACAAUCUUAACAUUCACUCACUCUUGUAGACGUGCUCAGUACUUGUAUGUUAAAUAAAACAAAAGGAAAAAAUGUACAGUAUAUGAAAUCGUAUCCAGAGGAAAAACCUGGCAAAUAAA